This is a messenger RNA of Echinostoma caproni, 165 nucleotides long. Lineage: Eukaryota; Metazoa; Platyhelminthes; Trematoda; Plagiorchiida; Echinostomatidae. The record is from the annotation of a GenBank genome assembly.
AUGGAAGCUAUAGUCGAUUAUGUGUCACAUUUGUAUGUGGCCCGUGAGUGUUUGGAAGCCACACGAAAACACAAACGCGAAUUUGCCGAUUUCCUGGCUCGAUGCCACAAAACCACAUUCAGUAAACGUUUGGAUUUGUGGCACUUUUUAGGUUGGUGUUUCUAA